UGGAGUAGCACGCGGUGUCAUAAUUGUCAAUUAAAUACCAAUAAUUCCAUAUUUCUGAUGAACAAUCGCGAUGGCAAUGCUUGACAAAUCAAAUAUUGUGGACUUUUCUAGCCGACCAAGGCGUGUUCAUCAAACUGCAGGGCGAAACUACGACGGGGAAGGUGCAAGAACUCUCGAACUUCGGGGUGUUCUGGACGUGCUCAGUGCUUACACUGGUUAUGAAGGAGGAAUCAACUGUAGCAUGUGUGGAAAGCUGUACAAGAGCAAGGUCUGCUUCAUAAAGCAUCUGUGGGAACACUCUGUGUACUGGGACCUGUUUCCUGGCGAUAAAAACCAUGAGCGUGUUCUUGCCAUCCAAGCUGCCCUCAUCCUAUAUUCCCACUAUCUGGGGGUGUCCCAGGAGGAUGCAGAAAGGCUUUGUGAUCUGCUAGUGACAUCACCAAACUCUCAUGAAAAUGGGCAGACAUCAACGUCAAACUCAGACAUACCAAUGACUUCAAGACUGCACACAACACCAAAGAAAAAUGGCCGACCCGGGCCUUACCAGUACCCAACCACACCGUCAAAGUUUGAAAAAGAGACCCCGCCCGACCCUUAUCCCGUUACCCCACUCCGUGAAAUGGAACCUAAACUUGUUUGUCCCGGUGCUCCUAGGAAAGACAAGCGUAAGGCUUCGCAUAUGAAAAUUCAGCGCACUGCAAGACGAAGACGGCGUCUGUUGCUAGAAUAAAUGGUUUUGUUUUUGUAUCUUUAGUAUUAGUGUAAUUUUUUAUAUGCUGUUAUGUUGUUUUGUUACUCAUUGAUCUGACACUUAGUGCUAUUUUGUUAAAAGGUGAAAUACAAAAAUAUAAUUUUGAAUUUGUUAAAUAUGUUUAGCUAUUUUUAAGUUUCCAAGAUUUGUUUUUAAAAUUUAACCUGUUUAGUUUCAUUAAAAAGGAAAAAAGUUGUUCAUAUAGUCGAAAAAAGGUUUUAUUACCGGUAAUCAGUAUUGAAAAUGCUCCAUGCUGAUUUUUUUGAAUUUUUUUAAGUCACAAGUGUCCUUGCUUUUUAUAAGUUUUAUACCUACAUUAUAAUUGGUAGACUUUUAAAUCCUGUACGAGAUCAAUGAUCUGUAUAUAUGUUUUCCAGGGCCAAAUAAUUGCCUUACAUUUGAUAAUGUGAUUGUUCGUGUUGUGUUUAGCGCCAUCCUAUGCAUUUUAGGUACUCUUGUAUAAAAUGUAAAUACCUGUUUAGAGUUUAUGACAUGUUCAGCCUUUGUUUAACUGUAAAUAGAUGUAUUGUUUGAUCAUUUCUGUAUUGAAAGAAAAUUGUGCUAAUUUGUUUAUGCUGUAGUGCUGUCUGUCAAUUUGUUAAUUCUAAAAAGUGAAUCGUGACAAAAAAACAAGUUUAGCUAAAGCAUAAUUUUUUAUUGACUCGAUAGGUUAUUUCAGAAUUAUAUUGCAAUAUAUUUCAUAUUCUUAUAAUCUAAAAAGCAGUAUCAUUACUUUCGGUUAAUAAUUAAUAACACUGUCAAUAAAAGAGACUCUUUCAUGUUCUAGAAGGUCAAAUGUUAAAACAAAAAUAUGAGAAUGGGAAGAAAACGCUUGUGUCAAUGAUAAAACAUUUUCAAGAUUUCAAAAUAAUGCUCUAAUGUUAAAAAUCAUUUAUUUCUUUUGAAAUUUGAAAAAAACACUUGUUUCAAUGAUCAAACAUUGUAAAAAGUUUACACUUGAUCAAAAAUUAUAAUAAUUUAAAAUGUGACAGAAAUUUCUCUAUUUUGCUAUGUGAUGCAUGUAUGUAGUCAUGCUAUUGAAAAAUUGAGCUUUUAGGCUUGGAUUUACGAAAAUCUACUUAAAAACAAAAGACUUACUGCCAGUGCGGUUAAGGGUUUAUACCGAAAAGUAAGUUAAAUUACUUUAUUUCAAUAAUGUUUAACAAUCUCUUAGUUGCAUCAUUAGUUCUGAAAAAUAUCAAUUUACAAUUGAUAACAGGUCUACCGGUAAUAGUUUUUGCAGCCCUCCAUGUAGAUUUUUUUGUAUACUGAUAUGGACCUGUUUAUAGUAGUAUGCGAUGUGUUAUGUGCAAUUAAUUUUUAUCAUUUGUUCAAAAUUUGGAUCAAAAUCUAAUUCUUUGAAAGGUUUAGAGGGAAGACACCUUUUAAUGAGAUUUUUUAUGAUAUAUGCAAUGUUAUUAUCAAGUGAAUUUGCUUUCAGAAGAAUGUGUUCAAAUAGAUCAAUGUACAUUUAACAGAAAACAGUUUGGUACAAAAUGUGUUCAAUAAUCGUACAAAAUGUGUUCAAUAAUCGUACAAAAUGUGUUCAAUAAUCGUGCAAAAUGUGUUCAAUAAUACAAUGUACAUGUAGAUUACUUAGUUAUAUCAAUUGAUUACUAAAGUAAUAGUAAACAUCAUGCUUUUGGCCAAUAUAAAUCAUUUGCUAGAUUUUCAUCCGAUUUUUUUUCUAAAUCGGGGGCGUGAGGUGACUUUAUUAUUUUUCAUUUUUCUUGGAUGACCGUUUUACAGUUGAACAUGUGUUCAUGCUCUUUUAUUUUGUAUAAGGGACCAUAUACAUUUACCAAGAACACGAUUAUAACAGUUCUCCUUUCUUACAUGUGAAUGUUAAACAUCGACUCUGUAGGUAUGAAUAAACGCUGUUCCAAGACACUUAAGGACAGAUACACAAAUGGAGACCUAGUUCAACAUUUUAAUUAAGUCAAUCAAAUUUAUAAACGGCAGAAAAAAAAACACAAGCGGGGAUGAAAAUCUAGCAAUUAAUUUAUAGCCGUCUCGUGAUUCUUUUUUUAGCAAUAUGUGAAGGUUUACUUUCAAGUGAAUUUGCUUUCAAAAUAAUGUGUUCAAAUAGAUGACUGUACAUUUAACAGUGUACAGUUUGAUACAAAAUGUGUUCAAUGUUCAUUUAAUGCAAUGUUCAUGUAGAUUACUUUGUUACAUGUAUAUAAAAUAAUUGAUUACUUUAGUAUCAGUAAUAAACUAAUAAUUAUGCACUGAAAUGGCUCGUUCACAUUUUAUAGGGUCGAACUUUAAAAAACAAAUGAGCUGACGAUAAUAAAACAUUGAAAGUUUAAAUUAGUGCUCUUUUGUAAAUUGUUGUCUUAAAAUAUGACAAAAAUGUUCUAUUUUGUCACAAACUAAAGAGCUGUUGAAAAACUAACAUUUGUAGGUAAGGACUUCUAAAAUUUUGUGCCUGAGUACCUGCCAUUUGCUUUGUAGUUUUUGCUCAAAGGAAUUAAAAAAUAAUAAAUAAUUAAUUAGUGUAAUGUUUAAAAAUAUUGGGGGGGGGCUCUUUUUGAAGUCUUGUAAAUGUGUAAGCUAAGUAAUAAGUAUAUUUGUGCAUGUAUAUAUGUUUGUGAUAAGUAGAAUCUAGUGGCAUUAGACUGUAGUUUUUGUACAGGACUAAUCAUGUUAUCAUGUGCUUAAAAGUUGCAUUGUGAAUUUGUUGAGUAGAUUUAGUAAAAAUUCUUUUUAUAAAUUUCUUAUGACAUAUAAUCAAAAAAUAAAACAAGUAGUUUAAAUUGAAUAAAAUGAUCAUUGUUAAUCAUUUGAUGACAAAACCUGCAAAAUUGACUUAAUAUCGGGUCUGGUAAUAAAAUGUCUUAGUUGUUUCCAAACUUUAGUCACUUUCAAAAUUCAAAUUUAAGUAUCUCAUUGGUCAAAAGAUACAAAAACUUAAUAAUUUCUGGUAAACAAUAUUUUUAUUGCAUUUUAUUUAAAAUUGAACAUUCUUUAUGACAAAAACAAAUAAACAUUCCUUUUUUUUCACCACAAAAUUGUAUCAAGAAAUCAACACAAGUUAAAAAAUGACUUAAGAUACUUAAUGUAAACUGCCCCUGAUGUACGAAUAAGCUUGCUAUCAACAGUAAUGUUAAAUGUUCAGGCCUGGUUAAUCCAUAUAUAUGGGAAGGUAUUUUCAAGUUUUCCAAUUAUUUUUUUCAGUUAAUCAGCAGUUAUUGAUUUUUAUCAGGUGAAGUGUUAGAUUUAAACAGUGGCUGGCCCAGUAAGUGGGAAGCUUAUGCAAUAAAAUGUUGACAACUAAAUUUUUCAAGGAUUAACUGCGUCGCAUCAAACACAUCAUUUAAUUUUUUUUAAAAACAUACUAACAAUCGUUUAACCAAUGUAAGAUAUUUAAGAAUGAUUUCCCACCAUUUACUCAGACUAUAACUGCACCUGUGACAAUAAUAUUGUAGUUCUGUUAAAUUGUUGGGGUUAGAAUAGAAUGGAAUUCAUCACACUCUGUUAUACAAGUGAAAAAAAGAAACUUUGAGUGAUGUUUAAAAUAUUCUUAACAAAGACAUUUGCUGAUAAACAAUAUAUAUGUUCAUAUUAAUGUAACUAGGAAUCAGAAAAAAGUAACUCCCAUAACUGUUAUUUUUUCUGAUUUACAUCAUUGUUUAAUUUUUCUUAGUUCAUUUUUGUUCUGCUUUAAUAUAAGCAACUUCUUGUACCUAACUUUCUAUCUGAUACGAAUCUCUCGCUAUGAAGGCUUUGUAUCUUAUCGGUACUUUUCAAUUUAGGCUCUAAUUUUCUGUUUUUCGUACCGUGUAUAAUUUGUUUCUGGAAAACGUUUGCUUUUUCAGAGAAAUAUAUGCCAGUUUAUGUAGUUAGUUUAAAGCCAUUUGGGUGAUAUGCAUUUGAUUUUUAUCCUUUGAGUAAAUGUUUUAUUUCUACUGUAAAUAUUGUUAAGACUGUUUUGGGGAAAUGUUUGUUCGAUAUGCAUGGAAUAAAUCUGCAUUUUUC
Mya arenaria is the source of this 4732-nucleotide messenger RNA. RefSeq lists its product as uncharacterized. Lineage: Eukaryota; Metazoa; Mollusca; Bivalvia; Myida; Myidae. The transcript is spliced from 3 exons. The record is from RefSeq and is a predicted model, not a curated record. Bases 71 to 730 code for a protein of 219 amino acids.